UCACACCAUCUAUCUGGCUGGCGGCAAUGUCGUUCUGCUCGACAAGAACAGUGAGUGUAAAAGUCGAGUAUUCAAAAUGCGAAUGCUGACCAUCAGACUUCAUGGGAGGCAACUCCACAAAGGCCACAUCCGGUAUCAACGGUGCCCUCACAAGGACACAGGUUGAUCACCAGAUUGGCGACAGCGUCAAGCAGUUCUACGAGGACACACUGAAGUCUGCGCGCGACAAGGCGAGGCCGGACCUGAUCAAGGUCCUGACCUACAAGUCCGCCGCUGCCGUCGAGUGGCUGAUGGAUGUCUUCAACCUCGACCUGACGCUCGUUUCUCGUCUCGGCGGCCACUCAUUCCCCCGCACACAUCGUGGUCACGAUGCCAAGUUCCCCGGUAUGGCCAUCACAUACGCCCUGAUGCAGCGGUUCGAGGAGCUGGCCGAGGCCGAGCCCGAGCGUGUGCAGCUCGUCAAGAAGGCCAAGGUCACCAAGGUCAACAUGGACGGCAACCGCACCACCGGCGUCACCUACACAUUCGGCGGUGAGGAGACCACUCUUGAGGGUCCCGUCAUUCUCGCGACCGGUGGUUACGCUGCAGACUUCACAGAGGACUCGCUGCUGAAGAAGUGGAGACCCGACACAUUCGACCUGUCCACCACCAACGGCGCCCACGCCACCGGUGACGGCCACAAGAUGCUGAUGAAGGUUGGUGCCCAGGGCAUCGACAUGGACAAGGUCCAGGUCCACCCCACGGGUCUCGUCGACCCCAAGGACCCCACUGCUAAGACCAAGUUCUUGGCCGCUGAGGCGCUCCGUGGCGAGGGCGGUAUCCUGCUCAACAACAAGGGCCAGCGCUUCUGCGACGACCUUGGCCACCGCGACUACGUGUCCGGCAAGAUGUGGGAGGAGAAGGAGAAGGGCCAGUGGCCGAUCCGCCUCGUGCUCAACUCCAAGGCGUCGAAUGUGCUCGACUUCCACACAAGGCAUUACUCGGGCCGCGGUCUGAUGAAGAAGAUGUCCGGCAAGGAGCUCGCCAAGGAGAUUGGCAUCAACCCCGAGCAGCUCCAGGAGGAGUUCACAAGCUACAACGCCAUUGCCAAGGGCGACAAGAAGGACGUCUGGGGCAAGAAGUACUUCCACAACCUGCCGUUUGACAUCAACGACACAUUCCAUGUUGCGCUGAUGGAGCCCGUUCUCCACUUCACCAUGGGCGGUAUCGAGAUCAACGACCAGGCGCAGUGCCUGAACGAGCAGGGCAAGCCGUUUGACGGCCUGUUCGUGUGCGGUGAGCUCGCUGGUGGUGUCCACGGCGCCAACCGUCUCGGUGGCUCGUCGCUGCUCGGGUGUGUCGUGUACGGCCGUGUUGCCGGUGACUCGGCGUCCAAGUACCUCUUCCAGCAGGCACUCAACAACGCCGGCGGGUCGGCCGUGUCGCGUCUCGGGCAGAUCUCGCUGCACAUCGACCCCAGCACACCCGGCAAGAUCUCGGUGGAGUGGGGCAGCGGCGGUGCGCAGGGGCAGACCGGUGUCGACAAGGUAGCACAGCAGUCGCAGAUCUCAGCGGCGCCCGUCAUGUCGAGCGACGCCGACUCCGCGGACCCCGGCAAGGUGACCAAGCCCAGCCAGCCGGCCAAGUUCACGAUCCCGGACAAGGAGUUCUCGCUCGAGGAGAUUGCCAAGCACAACAAAAAGGACGACCUGUGGAUCGCGGUCAAGGGCAUCGUCAUGGACGUGACCAACUGGACCGACGAGCACCCGGGCGGCCCGCAGGCGCUGUUCAGCCACAUGGGCAAGGACGCGUCCGAGGAGUUUGAGAUGCUGCACGACGACGAGGUGAUUCCCAAGUACGCGCCCGAGAUUGUCAUUGGCAAGGUCAAGGGCCAGGCGGUGACGCUCGAGUACUAGGAAGGAAGAAGGGGAGGGUGUACUGUACUUCUAGCAUGUCCGAAUGAUAUCCUUUGCAUGAUCACGUACUGCAUCUG
Boeremia exigua is the source of this 1972-nucleotide messenger RNA. Its product is annotated as fumarate reductase. Gene Ontology annotation, molecular function: oxidoreductase activity; FMN binding. Bases 102 to 1895 code for a protein of 597 amino acids. The transcript has 2 exons. The record is from RefSeq and is a predicted model, not a curated record. NCBI's taxonomy places the organism in Eukaryota, Fungi, Ascomycota, Dothideomycetes, Pleosporales, Didymellaceae.